Lepus europaeus (European hare) is the source of this 5054-nucleotide messenger RNA. It is a transcript of the gene DCAF10, whose product is annotated as DDB1 and CUL4 associated factor 10. Gene Ontology annotation, cellular component: Cul4-RING E3 ubiquitin ligase complex. NCBI's taxonomy places the organism in Eukaryota, Metazoa, Chordata, Mammalia, Lagomorpha, Leporidae. Gene Ontology annotation, molecular function: protein binding. Bases 52 to 1731 code for a protein of 559 amino acids. The transcript is spliced from 7 exons. The record is from RefSeq and is a predicted model, not a curated record.
GUGUCGGCAGGCGGGACUGCGGCCGGGAGCCGGGGACGGGGGGCGUUGGUCAUGUUUCCCUUCGGGCCCCGCAGCCCCGAAGGGGACCGGGCGGCAGGAGCCAGGGCGGAGGAGCAGGCGGCAGCCGGCGGGCCGCCGUCUCCUCCCCCGCCCGCGCCGCCGCAGCCCGGGGCUGACUCAGGCUCGCCCCCGCCGCCCGCCCGGAGCCCCCGCCGGCCCGGCGCCCCCUCGCUGUCCCCGGCGGCGCGCGCUGGCGAGCUCGGGCCGGCCGGAGCGCUGGAGUCCUCAGCCGCCUGCGCCCAGGGAGAGCCGUCACCGCCCUCCUCUCCGCGCCGGCGCUCCGGGCCCGACUGCAAGGCCGGGAGCCGGGGCUGGCACGGCCUCUGCGCCGGCCUGGGCGGCCCCGGCGCCAGACUGUUCGGGUGGCUGAGAGAGCGCAGCCUGGGCCGCGGGCUGUUCGUGGACCCGGCGCGGGACAAUUUCCGCACCAUGACGAACCUCUACGGUUCCAUCCACCCGGCGGACUCGGUGUACCUCAGCACGCGCACGCACGGGGCCGUCUUCAACCUCGAGUACUCGCCCGACGGGUCAGUGCUGACAGUUGCUUGUGAACAGACUGAAGUUCUUCUUUUUGACCCAAUAUCUUCAAAGCACAUAAAAACUCUAUCUGAAGCUCAUGAAGACUGUGUGAAUAAUAUCAGAUUUCUUGAUAACCGGCUGUUUGCUACCUGCUCUGAUGACACUACAAUAGCACUCUGGGAUCUGAGAAAACUGAACACCAAAGUAUGCACUUUACAUGGUCAUACUAGCUGGGUGAAGAACAUCGAAUAUGAUACUAAUACAAGACUCUUAGUAACAUCAGGAUUUGAUGGAAAUGUCAUUAUUUGGGACACUAACAGGUGUACAGAAGAUGGGUGUCCACAUAAGAAAUUCUUUCAUACACGUUUUCUCAUGCGAAUGAGAUUAACACCAGAUUGUUCCAAAAUGUUGAUCUCAACGUCCUCUGGAUAUCUCUUGAUUUUGCAUGAUCUUGACUUAACCAAGUCUUUAGAAGUAGGCAGCUAUCCCAUUUUGAGAGCAAGGAGAACUACAUCAAGUUCUGAUUUGACCACUUCGUCAAGUUCUUCUGGUCCUAGAAUUUCUGGUUCACCUUGUCAUCACAGCGAUUCUAAUUCAGCUUCUGAGAAACACAUGUCACGAGCCUCUCAAAGAGAAGGAGUUUCACCACGAAACAGUCUUGAAGUCUUAACCCCUGAAGUUCCUGGUGAAAGAGACCGUGGAAACUGCAUUACGUCCCUACAGCUGCACCCGAAAGGCUGGGCCACUCUUCUUCGGUGCUCAAGCAACACUGAUGAUCAGGAGUGGACCUGUGUCUACGAAUUCCAGGAAGGAGCUCCAGUGCGACCCGUCUCACCACGCUGCUCUCUACGACUGACUCACUACAUUGAGGAAGCCAACGUGGGCAGGGGCUAUAUCAAAGAACUGUGCUUCAGCCCAGAUGGGCGAAUGAUUUCUUCCCCUCAUGGCUACGGGAUCCGCUUGUUGGGAUUUGACAAACAGUGCAGUGAACUCGUUGACUGUUUGCCCAGAGAAGCCAGUCCCCUGCGGGUGAUCCGUUCUCUGUACUCUCACAACGACGUGGUACUGACAACAAAGUUCUCUCCGACGCAUUGUCAGAUUGCCUCAGGGUGCCUUAGCGGCCGGGUUUCUUUGUAUCAGCCAAAGUUUUAGGCACAACUUACAUCAGAUAAGGAACUCUUCUGGUCUUUGACUUACAGAUUACUUCAAUUUAGGUGAAGUAUUUUCUUUUUAGAAGAUCUAAGUUUGGGUCAAGAUCCUGGUUCUUAUGGGUCCAUGAACACAGCGCGACCUGAGCACGUGGUCAGCAUCUCCGAGGUGGACGCGGCGCAGCAGCCCCCUUCGGCAUUCCUCUGCUCCUGCUCGCCUGUGCCGCUCGGCUCCCCCUCUUCUGGGUAUUUUGCACAGCAGCUCUUGUUAAGCUCCUGUCUUUUCUUCCCUCCCUCCUUCCCUUUUCCACUUUGGUGUGAAUAUUGUGGACGUUUGACAGGAGUAUUCAUUGGGAUAGGAGAAACAACCUGUGAUCCUAGUAUUGAAUAAAACCCAGAAGUUUGAUGUUGGCACACUGGCUGUUGAAAAAGAAAUCUCAUCGUCAUUGAUCAGUAUAGUUGGCAUUUUACAUUUGCUGUUGUAUUUCUCUAUAUAUGCUCUAUAUUUCUGAGCAUGGAUAAUGCCAUUCUCAUAAUUGUUAGUCUUGCAAAUUAUGCAGGUUUUUUUUCAUGAGAGGGAUUUGUUGUGAGAUUCCAGGAAAGAUAUCACCGCCUCUCUGCACUUUACUUGUAUGAAUUUAGAGUCUCUUGCAUGUGUCCUUAACUGGUACUCUGUUCCGUCAGCGGCGUCGGAAGGGAGAGUGGAAGCGACGGGCUUUGGUUAUUCCCAUCGAACAGAAGAGGCCUGGUUAGUUUACUGCAGUAUCUCCACGGAUGUGGUGGCAUCCAUGCUACUUAGUGCCGGGGUGAAGGGCGCUCACGAGUGAGGCGCGGUCUCUUACGUCUUUCUGUAGGCCAGGUGUCGCCACCUCAGCUCCGUCAUUGAGGACUCCUGUAGUCCCCUUCCACUGUCAUCCUACCCACGGUGGUUUCCACAUCCAAGGCACAGACUAAGUACUGAUAUGAAGUAGCGUUGUUUUUUUUUUUUGGUUUGGUUUUAUGGAAUGCAGCAAGUAAAAGCAUCAAGCAGUUCAAAAAAAUGUUUAAAAAGCAUCAAGCAGGGGACCAGGGGUCAAGCACAAGGCCUGCUGCCCUGUUGAAUAAGCUUUCUUUGAAUCUCCAUGAAGAGUGGGAUGGUAUUUAGAAGAGACUUUCCAGAAUCUGGAGUUAUUUAAGCCAUGCACUAGCCUUGCCCUCUUAGCUGCAUUGUUAGGCCGGCGGUUCUCCGAUGUGGGGGUGCACUGUAAUCGCCGAAGAGCUUGUAGAAAAUGCUCAAGCCUGGGCCUCACCCAAGGAGAGGACAGGAAUCUGUAUCCUUACAGGAACCCCAAGUAACCUCUGGGUGAUCUCUGCAUCACAGUUUAAAAACCCCGCCCUUAAACAGCAGUUACCACUUCUGUAACCACUGGUGCUCAGCACUUCCCAGAAGGUGUUCUGAUUAUUUAAGUAGUAGUGAUAAGUGAAUGAAAGCAGUUUUAGAGGCAGAAAAGGAACUGAGCGGGUUAUCUGGCAGGUGAGAAGUUCAGCGAGUUGCCUGAAGUCCUUCUGCAGAGUUGGUGGCAGACCCAGAAGCUGACCUCCUCUCGGAAUUCCUGGCUCAGGGCGGCUUCCACCCUAGCGUGCUGGCUGUUAGAAGCCAUGGCUGUGAGCGCUUCUCCCGUAAGUCGCAUCACUGACAGCACCCAGAAACCAGCCAGGUUGAACAAGGAAAGCAUGGGGUAGAGCCAAGAACACCAGCCACAGACGGGAAGCGUUUUCAAUCGUACCGAAAAGCUUCGGCAACCUAAUACGCGAAUAAAAAGGGUAUUUCUCUGUAGGACCUACCAAACAGACAUUCACAUACAGGCACGGAGGUGAUAAACAUUCUCACUGGGAGCACUGUUGGUUUUCAAACUAGUUUUAAAAAUUAGAUCAUUUUACCACAGAUGUUGAAGAAAGGAAUUUUUUGGUCAUUGAAAAUUACCACAAAGCGUAGUAAGAACAGGCUUGCCAGAAAUUAUGUGAAAAACACAUACUUAAAAUACAUUUUGGGAUGUAGAACCAUCCAAAGAUGUCAUCAUUAAAAAUAAACUACCAAGUACCACAAUCUGAUGCUAGGCAAGACUACGUGAAUCGUAGCAGCCUUGGCCAGAGCUCCUGUCAAAUGCUGCUCCCACGUGGUGCCCAACUCUGAAUUCAGCCAGUGGUUUUUUGAACCGCUACAGAGUACCAGUUGUGCUUCAGAUAACUACACUCUGCUGCUCCUCCCAGACACCUCACCAAGUCAGUGGGAUGAGCCCCAGCUUACUUUGCGGGGGGAAGGCGAGGCAGGAGGAUUAGGAGGGCUGGGCGGCUUACCUUAAGUCGGCAGUGGGCGGCAGCACUGGCAUUCCAGCCAGGGAUUGUCGUAGGCCAAAGCUUGUGCCUGCUGCUCUACCAUUGCACCUUUUAGUUAAAGGCUAGUCCAUGGGCUUGUAAGUUCGUGUAGCAUCUUCUGAAGUUUGGGAUUAGAUUCCAGACCCAGCUCACCUUCCGGUUCAGGUAAAAGAACCUCCGCAAGGCCGAUGAGUUCCACGAGAAUGCCGUCAACUCAGGACACACAUCGAAGUCCAUUUGUAACCGGAAAGCCACAAGCAGGACAAACAGCUGUCAGACCGAAGGAGAACAGUGAGGGCAAGCAUCCCUGAAUUUAAAAAAAAAAAAAGCCUCAGAGGUGAAGAGGUGAGACUUAUCACACACACAGCCAGCAAACCCCCAGGAGAGCUUCUGUCCUCCUGAGAUACCGUCACCAUCACGAGGGCCUCGGCCAGCACGCGGCAAACACAGGCCUGAAGGGCGGGAGGCGGCCCUGCCAGCAGCCAGGCAGUCCCUCACGUGGCCAGGCCCCGUUUCCUGGGGAAGGGAAAAAUCGAAUCUCGUGUUUUCUACUCUAAAUUUUACUCAAAUGUUUUUAUUCACAAAAGUUGGUAAAUGUAUUCUAAGUGGUAAUGUAAUAUAAUCAUGGGUAAAAUGUAGUAUAAAUUGUUGUUUUCAAAAGCUCUCUCCAGAACAGUCUAUUUAUGGCAGUGCUGUAUUAGUUAAGGACAAGUAUACAAUAAAUAGUUCCUUAUUUUUAGUUGUGAAAAUGAAGUGUGUAAAGCAGAAGACAGCUCUAACUUAGUCUGUUAAAAAGGUGUGUCUGGUCUUUUCCCCUCUCAGAAGCCCAAAGCACAUGUCUGUUUUGUCAUGGAUAUCCCCAAGAGGCAGCUAUACCAAAAAUUUUAGGAAAACAAGAACGCGGGAAAUCACACGCUCCCUGCUCCUGGCUCUGGAGCCGGGCCCACGCUGCACGCCUGUCGGAGCUGUGAC